CCGGCGCGGGCGGGUAAUCCCUAGCGGGCUGUGGGGCCACCAUCCUCUAUCCAACCCAGCCCAAGCUUGUCCUGCGCGGCCGCCCGGCAUGCCCCGUCGGCGCCCAGUCCUAUCGGGGCCAAUCUCUGCCGAGGGACCGGACCUGGACGCCGGGUGUUCAUAAGAAUGGAAGCAGUGUUUCUUUGCCAGAUUCCUUAUUGCUGCGUCUCAUGAACCUACAUAAUCCUGAGGCAGAGCCUAAAUCUAAGGAUGACAAACCUGUCACCACUGUAACAACAACAGAGUGAGGGCAAAAGCGAGUAAAGAUAAAGAAGUGUUUAAAUUGAUAUUCAACAAGGAAGUCAUUUCAGUCCACAACGUCUGCUGCAUAAUUUUUCCAAGAUGAACCGAUACACGACCAUGAGACAGCUGGGGGACGGCACCUACGGGAGUGUGCUGAUGGGCAAGAGUAACGAGUCUGGGGAGCUGGUGGCCAUCAAGAGGAUGAAGAGAAAGUUCUAUUCUUGGGACGAAUGUAUGAACUUGAGAGAAGUGAAGUCUCUGAAGAAACUUAAUCAUGCCAAUGUGAUUAAACUGAAAGAAGUUAUCAGAGAAAAUGACCAUCUUUAUUUUAUAUUUGAAUAUAUGAAAGAAAACCUCUAUCAAUUAAUGAAAGACAGAAACAAAUUGUUCCCUGAGUCAGUCAUCAGAAAUAUUAUGUAUCAGAUAUUGCAAGGGCUGGCGUUUAUCCAUAAACAUGGCUUUUUCCAUAGGGACAUGAAACCAGAAAACUUGCUUUGCAUGGGUCCAGAACUUGUGAAAAUUGCUGAUUUUGGACUUGCAAGAGAAUUAAGGUCACAGCCACCAUAUACUGAUUAUGUAUCUACCAGAUGGUACCGUGCUCCUGAAGUUUUACUAAGAUCUUCAGUGUACAGUUCUCCCAUUGACGUGUGGGCUGUGGGAAGCAUCAUGGCCGAACUCUAUACCCUAAGACCUCUGUUCCCAGGGACAAGUGAAAUUGAUGAAAUCUUCAAAAUCUGCCAAGUUUUAGGGACUCCCAAGAAAAGUGACUGGCCAGAAGGAUACCAGCUUGCAUCCUCUAUGAAUUUCCGCUUUCCUCAGUGUGUUCCUAUAAACUUAAAAACCCUUAUUCCCAAUGCCAGUAAUGAAGCCAUUCAGCUAAUGACUGAAAUGUUGAAUUGGGAUCCAAAGAAACGACCAACAGCAAGCCAGGCAUUGAAACACCCAUAUUUUCAAGUGGGACAGGUGUUAGGCCCUUCCUCACAUCUUCUGGAAUCAAAACAGACUUUAAAUAAGCAGCUGCAGUCAUUAGAAUGCAAGCCAGCUCCUGUUAACCUAGACCCCAAGCCUCUGCCAGAUGUAACCGACCAGACUGUCGGACAGCCCCAGCCAAAGCACAGCCACCUACCACUGCAGUCCAUUCAGCCGCCACAGGACGGGGACCUCCAGCAGCCUCCAAAGCAACAGAGUCAACCGAGACCACCACAAACACUGUUUCCUAGCAUCGUCAAAAACCUGCCAACUAAGCCAAAUGGUCCACUGGCUCAUAAAAGUGCUAGAAGGCGUUGGGGUCAGACUAUCCUCAAGGCUGGAGACUGCUGGGAAGAGUUUGAGGACUGUGAUUUUGGAGCCUCCCAUUCCAAGAAGCCAAGCAUGGGUGUUUUCAAAGAAAAGAGGAAAAAAGAUUCUCCACUUCGGCUCCCAGAGGCAGUACCCUCAGGCUUCCACCACUCCACAGAGGAAAACAAGAGCUUACCUGCUGCAGUUCACCUAAAGUCUGAUUCCCAACUGUCAUCUGCGUCAGUGGCUAAACAGUACUACUUGAAACAAUCAAGAUACCUUCCAGGUGUAAAUCCGAAGAAUGUAUCCUUCGUAGCUAGUGGAAAGAAUAUAAACCCAUAUGCUUGGAAUAAUCAGCUAUUUCCUAAGUCUCUGGGACCCAUUGGCGCUGAAUUUGCUUUCAAAAGGAGUAAUGCAGAAGAAAGCAUAAUUAAACCAAUUGAAAAACUAUCAUGCAAUGAAAGUUUUCCUGAAAAGUUAGAGGAGCCACAAGGAAAUCUUGGGAGUUACAGUACUUACAAUCCUUCCUUUCUCAAAAAAGAAGUGGGGUCGGCUGGCCAGAGGAUCCACUUAGCACCUCUCGGUGCCACAGCCUCAGAAUAUGCUUGGAACACAAAAACUGGCCGGGGGCCAUUUUCAGGACCUACCUACAAUCCUACAGCAAAAAAUCUAAAUAUCUUGAAUCGUGCACAGCCAGUCCCUUCAGUGCACGGGAGGACAGACUGGGUGGCCAAGUACGGAGGCCACCGGUAGGACCUCUGGUGAGAACCCUUAGCAUUGCUCCACAGAGUAUGUGCAAGUCUCUGACCUUGGGAAAUGUCUACAGAUGUCUAUUUCUACUGAGAUCUGGAAGAAAUAUGCAAUAGUGGGUACUUCAAAGAGCAAAAAUCAUCUCCUAUUUUCUUUCCUGGAAAUGAAAUGCAUUUUCUUAGCAUCGUUGCCCACAGUGCUGCUGUGUGGGUAGGACUUUACAAAGUAUUGAAUAAACUAUUUGCCAAAGUAUCAAGUAUUUGAUCUACAAAUUAACAGAUAGUAAGUACAAUAAGAAGCUUCUUUUUAAAAAAUGCCUCCAGAAAAUAAGUGUUUCAAGUGUUGAUUUUCCUUUGUUGUAUAUUGGCCUCGCAAUGUGAUAUUUUAUCACUUUGCAGUGAUUCAGCUGAGAGGUUUUUUAUUUUGUUUUUUCCUGGUGGUGAGGCGGACUGCUGUGAGCUGUCAGUUCUGGGUCUUGCUUGGCUACUGCUCUGCUCUCCCACUUUGGCAAUGGCAGGACUGUAAAAUUUUUUUUUUCUACUUUGACACUAUGAGCUCAAUGACAAUUCCAAUCUUGAGCAGUAUGUUUCCUUGGAAAUAAAUUUCCACUUAACAUAGAAGAUGUCUUCUCCACUAGAUUUUAGUGGAGAAAAAGCCCAUUGUUUGAACUUGACCAACACAAGGGCUGUGAGUUGGUGGCGUGUCUGACCCAGUGGCUUAAUGACUUCACAUUGAACACGUCAAGGUUCUCUUGUCAUUGCAUCAAGAAAGUUUUUGAAAUGUGUUUGAUGCUUGUUCAUUUGACUUGCAGAAUACUUUUUUCCAUGUUCCUACCACAGGCAAAGAUGAAGUGGGCCAGCCGGUCCCCAAAGCAGCAUUUGCCACUGCAGGCCACUGACUCGGCUUUGACCUUCGUGUUCGCUCGACAGAGCAGAUGGAUUCAGUUGCCAUAGCAGUGGUUUCACUUAGUACAGCUUUUUUUCUUAGUUUUAUUCUCAAAUUGGUAUAUAAAACAGACAUUUUGAACUUAGGGGGCUAUUCUAUUUAAACCUGCCACCUUAUGGACUGGACAUUAGUACUGUAUAUUCCUUUUCAAAAAUAAUGUUAUCAGCUGCUGACAUUUUUAUGUAUUUUAUGGCUUUGUAACAAAUGUUAAUGUAACUGGUUUAAUAUUGUGGGCAUUAUCCAAAGGCAUUAUAAAAUAAUGAUAUUUUUGUAUAGAAGAUUCAACUGUUCAGGUUUCAUGCUGAAAUCUAAAGGGCAACAUACCUGUCAGUAAUGGUUAUAUGUAAAGUUUUAAUGUCCCAAAGCUAAUAAAAAUUAUUUUGUUUCUGAAAAACUAAAACUCUGAAUAGAUAUUUAAAUAAA
This is a messenger RNA of Marmota monax (woodchuck), 3678 nucleotides long. It is a transcript of the gene Mak, whose product is annotated as male germ cell associated kinase. The transcript has 15 exons. Gene Ontology annotation, molecular function: protein serine/threonine kinase activity; ATP binding. The record is from RefSeq and is a predicted model, not a curated record. Gene Ontology annotation, biological process: protein phosphorylation; cilium assembly; intraciliary transport. The coding region runs from base 382 to 2313 and encodes 643 amino acids. Gene Ontology annotation, cellular component: cilium; nucleus; cytoplasm. NCBI's taxonomy places the organism in Eukaryota, Metazoa, Chordata, Mammalia, Rodentia, Sciuridae.